AUGAUCACCAAAUUCAUGACCGAGGUGACCGCCAAGUUCAACCCCUUCUCCGCCUGCGCGAAGCCAGCUCGCCUCUUUCUCACUCAGCUUCCCCCGACUGCGCGGUCGAUGGGCGUCAAGAUCAACUCGACUGUUCUUCCCCGGACGGCAAAGGAACCUAGCUCUCUCUAUGUGAAAUUCAAGGACGGCAAGGAGAUGAACUUUCAGUGCGACAAGAUCACCAUCACCGGCCUCGUCAACGAAUGCGACCGGCACUCUCGAUCACUGCAGAAGAAGGAGGACCUCGAGGACUAG
Geosmithia morbida is the source of this 294-nucleotide messenger RNA. RefSeq names its product large subunit ribosomal protein L53. The record is from RefSeq and is a predicted model, not a curated record. The transcript is spliced from 2 exons. Gene Ontology annotation, cellular component: mitochondrial large ribosomal subunit. NCBI's taxonomy places the organism in Eukaryota, Fungi, Ascomycota, Sordariomycetes, Hypocreales, Bionectriaceae. Gene Ontology annotation, molecular function: structural constituent of ribosome. Bases 1 to 294 code for a protein of 97 amino acids.